This is a messenger RNA of Penicillium daleae, 540 nucleotides long. RefSeq names its product mediator of RNA polymerase II transcription subunit 11. The record is from RefSeq and is a predicted model, not a curated record. Gene Ontology annotation, cellular component: mediator complex. Bases 1 to 540 code for a protein of 179 amino acids. Gene Ontology annotation, molecular function: transcription coregulator activity. The transcript is spliced from 2 exons. NCBI's taxonomy places the organism in Eukaryota, Fungi, Ascomycota, Eurotiomycetes, Eurotiales, Aspergillaceae. Gene Ontology annotation, biological process: regulation of transcription by RNA polymerase II.
AUGGGCGAAGAAGCUCCAUCCGUACAAACUUUCACUUCUGCAGAUCGCAUCCGGCAACUGAAUGACAUCGACCAGGAUGUAGCAAAAUUGCUUCACUCAGCCGGUCUCGCCAUCCAAGCUCUCACCAACACCAAGCCAGACUCGGAGACGCCAUCGAAUGGCUCCCUCGAAUCCCACAAGGCCCAAUUCAAAGAAGCUACCGCAAAAUACUUCUCUCUUCUAUCCUCCAUCGAUGUCCGACUACGUCGACAACUCUAUGCCGUUGAAGAAGCUUCCCUCUUUUCAACAGACUCGGUCUCCAAAGAUGCAGCUGGCGCUGGCGCCAGUGCCGUGGGUGCCGUGGGUGCUGGUUCUGGAGCUACGAACCCUCUAGACGUUAGCUGGCUGAAUAGCCGGAAGGAUACUGUUGGAAAGGACAAGGAGGCUGAGCUGUGGGCUGCUGCGAAGGGUUUCGUGGAGCUGCUGGAUAAUGCGCCGGACGGACUGAAUGGCUCUCUGAAGCAAGAGUCGGGUGAGUCCGAGAAGAUGCAGGUCGAUUAA